GAGAGGGAGAGGAUCACACUCCACUGAGCUCCUGGAGUCACAGUGUUUUUAGAUGAACACGGUGUUGCACGCGCUGACAGAUGUGCACAUUUCAAACAGGCUGACUCCUCUGUGGGUGGACACAUCCGUUCGCUGGAGCAACUACAGCAGUUGCCAUGGAAACCCUUUCUCUUUUCCUCUCUACGCUUCUGGUGUGUGUGGCAGCUGUGGAGGAGACCACUGCACCAGGGGUUGCUGGCGAUAGAAAGAUGCCGGAUGCUCUGGGCCCUGCGACUUCUCCAUAUCCAGGAAACAAACAAAGUCCAGAAGACAAUGAGGAAGUGAAAGACCCCUUUGUCUACGACUACGAGAGCUUGAGGAUUUGUGGACUGGUGUUCGCUGUUGUGCUGUUCACUCUGGGGAUUCUGCUCAUCCUCAGUCGGCGAUGUCGCUGCAGUAUUAAUCAGAAGCCAAGGGCUCCUGGUGAUGAGGAGGCCCAGGAGGAGACCCUGAUCGUCUCCAAGGCUGCAGCCGCCGCCAAAGAGACCCCAGCAGAAAACUGAAGCCCCGUAACAAAGGCGAGUCUGACAGGGUGCAAGAGUGUCACUCUCUCUAUAUAUAUAGUAGUAAUAUUUACUUGAAUCGUGCGCCCCAGUCCUGAGCCACUCUGUUGUGACCGUCCUCCCGUGCUCGUCUGUUGCUGUGCCUUUCUGUGAGCUGUGUUGUUGUGAGCAGCUUCUGGACUCUGCUAGGUUUGUCUCUCUGUCUCGAACCAUAUGCCCUCUAUAUUUACAGUAUUGUAGACCAUAGCUAAGAAACCUGUUUAUAUGGUUGUGUGUUUUUGUGUACGUAUGCGAUGUUUGUAUCGGUGUGUCACUGGAAAAGACAAUCGGACCUGCCACAGACCAAACCACUGGUCAGCAGGUUUCUGCGACCGUGUUUUUACUUCAGCUACGUCACUGCCGUGCUCAGUCCAACCCUGCUCCUCCUCUGGCUCCGACAGGAUCAACUCCACAGACUGUAAUUACGCUCCUCGCCGGCGCUUGUCUUCUCCUACUGUUUUAUACAGGAUGUCUGCUCUGGAAGGUCAAAGAGACGGAGAGGAAUGUGUGACUACAUUAAUAGUAGCCUUGAAUAAACCAAAUCAUAGUCCGAACUACGCGAUCUGAAAUGUGUUUAUAUCUGUUGUGGUCAUUUGACGCAUGAGGCCUUGUGGUGUAAAUUCAUUGUCAAUAAAGAGG
Molecule: messenger RNA, 1220 nt
Organism: Synchiropus splendidus (mandarinfish)
Lineage: Eukaryota; Metazoa; Chordata; Actinopteri; Syngnathiformes; Callionymidae
Gene: fxyd6
Product: FXYD domain containing ion transport regulator 6
Exons: 9
Coding region: 156-542 (128 amino acids)
Biological process (GO): regulation of sodium ion transmembrane transporter activity
Cellular component (GO): membrane
Molecular function (GO): sodium channel regulator activity
Source: RefSeq, a predicted model, not a curated record